ACUCUCAAUAUCCGGUUUCAGCACCACGGACAGCUCAGCUCCGCCAAUUCCCCGAAUUUACCUCGCUUGCGCGCACAAACCCUGACCUUGUUUUAAGGUGCCAACUUCUGACCAUAGCUGGAGUCGGUGUUGGGGACUGCUUCAUGUUAACCGCUGAUCACGCCCGCGUCAGAGGCGGCUGAAUCUGAGCGGCAGAGAGAGGGAAGGUUCUUCAGCACGAGCCAAGAUGCGAUAAAGAUGCGCUGACGGUUUCUCACACACCACCUUAUUAUUUACCUUUUAUGUUUUUGUGCUGAGCGCCGCGAGGACGAUUACAGGGCGAAGAGGGCGCGAAGAAGAGGAGAAUUCUGUGGCGAGAAACAGACUAUCUACAUGUGAGAGCACCGGACCGAGAUGCAACCGACCAGCAAGAUCCUCACUCUCAGCCUCCUCAUCCUGAUGGGCACCGAACUCACCCAAGUGCUGCCGGCCAAUCCGGAGGACUCUUGGCAGGUGUACAGCUCGGCCCAGGACACGGAGGGCCGGUGCGUGUGCACGGUGGUGGCGCCCCAGCAGAGCAUGUGCUCUCGGGACGCACGCACCAAACAGCUCCGCCAGCUCCUGGAGAAGGUCCAGAACAUGACCCAGUCCAUCCAAGUCCUGGACCAGAGGACCCAGAGGGACCUGCAGUACGUGGAGAGGAUGGAGCUGCAACUGAAGGGGCUGGAGACCAAGUUCAGACAAGUGGAGGAGAACCACAAGCAGAACAUGGCCAGACAGUUCAAGGCCAUAAAAGCCAAAAUGGAGGAGAUUAGGCCGUUGAUCCCAGUGCUGGAGGAGUACAAAGCGGAUGCCCAGUUGGUUGUGCAGUUUAAGGAGGAGGUCCAGAAUGUGACGGGGCUGCUGGGUGCCCUGCAGGAGGAGGUCGGCACCUACGACUACGACGAUCUGCACUCCAGAGUCACUAGUCUGGAGAACAGACUGAGGGCAUGCAUGCAAAAAUUAGCAUGUGGAAAGCUGACAGGGAUCAGCGAGCCAAUCACCAUCAAGACGUCAGGGUCAAGGUUCGGCUCCUGGAUGACGGACCCUCUUGCCCCAGAAGACGACACCAGGGUGUGGUACAUGGACGGUUACCACAACAACCGCUUUGUACGCGAGUACAGCUCCAUGUAUGACUUCAUGAACUCAGAUAACUUCACGUCUCACCGGCUUCCCCACCCGUGGUCCGGUACCGGUCAGGUGGUCUACAACGGCUCCAUCUACUUCAACAAGUUCCAGAGUCACACCAUCAUCAAGUUCGACUUCAAGACGUCAGUCAUCAGCCGCUCUCGCCAGCUGGACUACGCUGGCUACAACAACAUGUACCACUACUCCUGGGGCGGUCACUCGGACAUCGACCUCAUGGUGGACGAAGGCGGGCUCUGGGCCGUCUACGCCACCAAUCAGAACGCGGGGAACAUCGUGAUCAGCAAGCUGAACCCCAACUCACUCCAGAUCGUCCAAUCGUGGACCACCAACCACCCGAAGAGAAGCGCUGGCGAGGCCUUCAUGAUCUGCGGGACGCUGUACGUCACCAACGGUUACUCCGGGGGCACCAAGGUGUACUACGCCUACUCCACCAACUCCUCCACCUACGAGUACAUGGACAUCCCGUUCCAGAACAGGUACUCACACAUAUCAAUGCUGGACUACAACCCUCGCGACCGCACCCUCUACGCCUGGAACAACGGACACCAGGUGCUCUACAACGUCACGCUCUUCCACCUCAUACGCGGCGAGGCCCAGUAGACCGAGGCCCUCGCCGCCGGGACGGGGAAACGUCCACAGACGGAAGCGUCCGAUUGGUCGACGGAGGCCCGCAAGCCGACGUGGCGAAAAAAAACGCAGACGUCUCGACGCGUUCCGUCUUUCUACGUUCCUCCGUCCGCCGAGACACGCCCGCGCUGGGGGGCGGAGCCUCCACCUCCAUCUGUGGGUUCUUCUCAACACCGUCGCUGAUGCUUCCUCUUCCUGUCUCCUUCCUGGUUUGGUCAUCAGGCUCUCACGGGCCGGAGGGGCGGGGACAAGGAGACGAUGGGAAGGACUGUCUGUUGACAAUUGAGACCCACCCCUUUUGGCUCUGUCUCCAGGUGUGGGCUACUCUGGCCAAGGAAGCUCCCUGCUGGACACACACACACUUACACACACACUUACACACACACACACACACACUUACACACGCAAAUACAGACACAUACACGCCCACCCACCCACCCAUGCACUCUCACACAAAGACACACAGACAUCUGAUAGUGGAGCCACAUAAACAAACAGCCUAUGUUACAUGAUAACAGUAAUAAAGUAUCUAUCGAUAUGUCACGUAUAGAGAAUAUCUUAAACAGAGUGUAUGAGCAGGCAUUUAUUAGUUUUAGAUGACUUAGUACGAGUCUCUCAAUGAUUGUGUUUCUAUGGAAUUACUUACUCUGACUUUUUUUUUCAUGACAGAGAACUUGUGAAGCUUAAUGUGUUUUAGUUUAGGAUUGAUUAACUUUAGGAAUAGACAAGAGUUCUGGCCUCCUCAUUUGGUGUUGUCUCUGGUCUUUGUCUGGACUGAGGCUAGGGAGGGAAAAGGGGAGGGG
Molecule: messenger RNA, 2597 nt
Organism: Hypomesus transpacificus
Lineage: Eukaryota; Metazoa; Chordata; Actinopteri; Osmeriformes; Osmeridae
Product: noelin
Exons: 6
Coding region: 394-1767 (457 amino acids)
Biological process (GO): signal transduction
Source: RefSeq, a predicted model, not a curated record